Messenger RNA from Symsagittifera roscoffensis, 1216 nucleotides. Its product is annotated as ciliary-associated calcium-binding coiled-coil protein 1-like. The record is from RefSeq and is a predicted model, not a curated record. Lineage: Eukaryota; Metazoa; Xenacoelomorpha; Acoela; Convolutidae. The coding region runs from base 14 to 1057 and encodes 347 amino acids. The transcript has 8 exons.
AAAUAGGUUGAAAAUGGCAACUAAAGGACGCAAGGGUAAAUCAUCCGCAACGAAACCUAAAGUGUCCACAACAUCCAAGGAAUUUUCUUUGGAUGACCUAAAGGACGAAGAAGUUGAAGCGUUAGAGAAGGAAGGUGCUUUUGCGUGGCAGAUUUUAAAGAAAAGCACAAUAAAAGAUCUGAAGAAAUUCAAUGCCGAAGUUGUCAUGGACAAAUUGGCUGGCAUAAUGGGUCUCAAAAAUUGGCAGAGUGACUGGGGCACAGGAGCUCUGUUAGACUUCUACGUGCUAUCGUAUUACUGGUGUGCACAGAAGUCUUUCGAUUCGAGACAGAUAUCGGCCGUUUUUACUCUCGUUAAUAUGCUUAUGGGCCUAAUAAGAGACGGCAGCUCGCUCUUCGAGUUGACGGAAUUUUUAACCGAUACUUUUCGUGGAGUAUCAACGGUAGCAUCUCAGCUAGGAUCCAACGAGCAAAAUGCGACGGCUUAUCAAAAUUCAACUGAAAGUGAGGAGGGUAAACAAACGGCACACCAGUGUCCCAUUGACUGCAUAUCAGCGGAACAAGCUAAAUCGCUCUCGGAGUUCUUGACCACCACGAUUCUUCAGCAUUAUCACCUAUACGCUUAUGGUUAUUCUGAAACACAAGUGGAGGAACUUACUUCAACUGAGUAUAGUAUCCAGACAUUGCCUAUGGCAUCAGUUCCCUUCCCGCCACCCCUGGAGGAAGCGGUAUCCGAGGAAGUGUACAAUGCUUAUGUUCUAACUCCGCCGGGUACUCCGGAGCCAGAGGAGGUUGACCCUAACGUGGUUGUCUCCGGAGAAGUAGAAGGAGCUGAAGGAAGUCGAUCGGCCGAGAGUGCGGCUCUCCUCCAAGAGAUGAGUGAAAAAGAGGACGAAAUUCUGACUGAGCUGACGGUUGACCAGAUUCGAUACAUUGUCAACAAAUUGGCAGCUCAGGAGAUUGGAACCUUCCAGGAAGAGUACCACAAUAAACUGAAGGAGCGCGAGGGAGCUUACUUGCAAAGAAUUACGAAGCUAGCCAAGAGUGUCGACGUGUAAAGCUACAAAAAUAGGACGAGUGUUAGCAGCUAUAACAACUCUAUUCUUUGAAGAUCCCAGCGAACUGUAAAAUACAUAAUUCAAAUUUUAAUUCCGCAGAAUCUGUACAUUGUAAAAUCUGUAAAAAAUGUUAGUUUUGGAUUUUAAGAGUAAAUAACA